AAUAGAAUUAUUGGGACGUAUCAAAGGAAUUUUUCUUCUGUGGGAGACACUAUAGAGUUACCGAACAUCGAGAAAUUACAUUUGGAAGUGGAGAAUUUGCAAAAGAGGAUGACACAUUUAGAAAAAUCAUGCAAACAUAUGAUUGGUGAAGAUUUGGAAUUAUUAAACUUUAAGGAGUUACAACGUCUUGAGAAGCAAGUAAGUUUGGGUGCUAGGAAGAUACAUUCCAAAAAGGCAAAAUCACUUAUGCUGGAAAACGCUAACCUGUUUAAAAAGAUUGAAGGAGGUUGCAGGACAUGCCACCUCAACAUUGACAUUAUGGAGGGAUUUGACAAUGAUUUGGAAACAGAUGGUGCAACUCAACAAAAUCUACAUCAGACUAAUCUCAAUCUCACCCUGUCAUGAAUUCGAUGGACUCUAUGCUCGGAGAUAAAAGAAAAAGUUUAAUGACGAGAUUGUGUAUGUGCAGCCUGUCAUGAAGUCAAGGGGAUGCUAUUGUCCAAGAGAUUUUCUGCAACUUAUUUAAGUCGCUGUGAAGUUACAAUGGUAUUCAAACAGAUUAUAUGCUAGGAAAUCUAGGUAUUCCAUUACUGUUUAUAGACUCGAACCUCUCACUUUGUUUGCCAUCUAUGCUAUGAUUUGAUGUUAAGGUUUACGUUUUUAGCAUUUAUUUUAUAAUUGAAAAUAACUUUUAGAUUGAAAUACUGUACAAGAGUAAAAUUUAGAGCGCAUUAUGGUUCUCUUUUAUGAUACCCAUACCUGUAAGAUCAGAAUCUAUAAUUCUUAACAAACUAAUUGAUCGGAAUUUCCUUCAAUUGCUUUUUACUGUUACAAG
Cryptomeria japonica (Japanese cedar) is the source of this 835-nucleotide messenger RNA. RefSeq names its product MADS-box transcription factor 14-like. Gene Ontology annotation, biological process: regulation of DNA-templated transcription. Gene Ontology annotation, molecular function: DNA-binding transcription factor activity. The record is from RefSeq and is a predicted model, not a curated record. Gene Ontology annotation, cellular component: nucleus. The coding region runs from base 109 to 405 and encodes 98 amino acids. The transcript is spliced from 6 exons. Lineage: Eukaryota; Viridiplantae; Streptophyta; Pinopsida; Cupressales; Cupressaceae.